AGUUCCUAAUCCGAGAUUGGUAAUGGCUCACGAGAUACCGCUCCCUCGCACGGGCGGAGUCUGAUACUGGACGUCUCCCAAUCCCUUUGUCUGUCCGCUUUCCUCGUAACGAAUCCAAGUAUUAAUCAAUACGAACGGCUCGGUUGAGAUGCCGUGAUCUCUCAGAAGUGGCUAAGAGAUCCUGCUUGCCGCAGCUUCAAUCCAUUUUAUUGAUAUCACGAAUCCAAAGGGCUUGAGAGGCGCCGAGAAAUGCAGCCAAGAAAUGUAUUUAGAGACCAGAACAUCCCCGUUUUCAUUCUUGUCAUUGUCAUCACAGCUUAGAACAUUUUCACAUCUCCCACAUUUUAAAUCAAUCAUCAUCAAACCCCAGAAUACCAAUCCGCAAAAAUGGUUGCAUUAACUCGCGUCUUCGUCAUUAUGGUCGCCUCGGCAGCAAUCGGCUGUGAGGCCUCUAAGGUUGGCAAAGCCAUCAAGGGCUUUUUCACCAAUUUGCUCAAAGUUCGCGGCGAGACUCCCUUCUGGGGACGAGAUGAAACCCUCGCUCAACUGGCCCAGGAAUACCCUGAUUGCGUGAACGAACUCAAGGCUGGGACGCAACCAAUUGUAGUCGUCCACCCCAACAAUAGUAUGUCCGUCACCGGAAUGCCGGCCCCUUGCAUGUCCGAGGUCGAGAAACACAACGCCCUGCCGAACAUUCAAGAGCUUAAUGCCAAGGAGGGCAGCGCCAUCAUUCUGGGAGCCAAUUCCCUGCUUCUUGAGAAUAUUGAUGAGGAAGUAAUUCAAUUCUUCAAACAGCAUCAGAAACCCACCUAAGCAGCUCAUCUAAAACGUGGAGUGGGUAUGUUUAGGCAUUUGCUGUCUUUAGGGCGCUGGGGGUAUCACGCAGUGACGCAGAGGAGAGGGAGGCUUUUCUUUGUGUUGUUGUCAUUCCUCAUUUCACUAUCCUGUAUUGUUCUUAUCAUCAUUAUCUGAUUCGAAAAGCUCGGGAUUUGGUUUCAAAAGG
Molecule: messenger RNA, 1003 nt
Organism: Amorphotheca resinae ATCC 22711
Lineage: Eukaryota; Fungi; Ascomycota; Leotiomycetes; Helotiales; Amorphothecaceae
Exons: 2
Coding region: 388-813 (141 amino acids)
Source: RefSeq, a predicted model, not a curated record